Messenger RNA from Alternaria alternata, 1107 nucleotides. Its product is annotated as Six-hairpin glycosidase. NCBI's taxonomy places the organism in Eukaryota, Fungi, Ascomycota, Dothideomycetes, Pleosporales, Pleosporaceae. Gene Ontology annotation, biological process: carbohydrate metabolic process. The record is from RefSeq and is a predicted model, not a curated record. The coding region runs from base 1 to 1107 and encodes 368 amino acids. The transcript is spliced from 2 exons.
AUGGCUCAAUCGAUCAUUUCUCGGAACCAGGGUAUCCUGGCCAGCCAAACGGACUCUUCUGCGCUUCUGCAAGCCGGGUUCGUUCAGAAGACGUUCCAUCACAUCCUCUCCACCUAUCCAAACACCUCACUAGCACCGACGCUCGAUGCUUAUAUCACCAAAAGUGUCGAUUCCAUAGUUCCUGUCGUCUCUAAUGCCACACGCGAUGCCACAUAUCCCUUGGAUCGUCUAAGUAGCGGGAACGGUUUACUACAAUUAUGGCAGGAAACCGGAGAAGAGAAGUACAGAAUAGCAGUCGAAGCACUAAGGCAAAGUGUGGACUUACAGCCUAGAAAUAACCAAGGAGGACUGUGGUAUUACGUCUAUCCGUACUGGAGUUACCUGGAUGGCAUGUUCAGCCUUACUCCGUUCCUUGCGGCAUAUACCAAUGAUCUUGGCAACAGCUCUACAACAGAGACUGCACUAGAGGAUAUGGUCCUCCAACUCGACUUGCUAUGGCAACACUGUUACUUUGAAAAGACUGGUCUUCUUGUGCACGGCUACGACGCUUCUCGCACGGCAGUGUGGGCCAACAACGUCACGGGCGCAAGCCCACAUGUGUGGGGACGCAGUCUAGGAUGGUAUUGUAUGGCGCUCAUCGACACGCUUGAAUUGCUGCCUCUUGCCGCCACUCAUACACGGCGAUACAUCGAAACACGUUUCCAACAACUCAUGCCAGCUGUUGUUGAGGCGGCGGACGCGAAGACAGGGGCCUGGUGGCAGGUGAUGGAUAGGCCUGGUCAAGAGGGGAAUUAUCUGGAGAGUAGUGCGAGUAGCAUGUUCGUGUAUGCUUUGCUCAAGGGCGUGAGGAUGGGAUUGUUGCCCACGCAUGCGAUGUCGAAUGGCACUGUGGAAGUUGCAAAGAGGGCGUACACCUACAUCGCCGAUAGCUUUGUCGUGCAUAACGGGAACGGGACGUUGGGCUGGAAUGGCACGGUUGGGGUGUGUAGCUUGAACUCGACGGCUAGCUACGAGUACUAUGUGGGGCAGCCGAUUGUCUACAACAGCGUGUUGGGAUCAGCGGCCUUUGUGCGCGCGAGCUUGGAAGUUGAGAGAUUGAGCAUUUAG